This is a messenger RNA of Aspergillus ibericus CBS 121593, 1555 nucleotides long. Its product is annotated as NAD dependent epimerase/dehydratase. The record is from RefSeq and is a predicted model, not a curated record. The transcript has a single exon. Bases 308 to 1315 code for a protein of 335 amino acids. NCBI's taxonomy places the organism in Eukaryota, Fungi, Ascomycota, Eurotiomycetes, Eurotiales, Aspergillaceae.
AUACCUAUUCUACCAUCUCAGUUAGCUCAGCGCUGCAUUAGACAAAUUCAGAAUAUUCCUCCCUCAAGAGUAAAUAUAGCAUCAUCAACCCAUAUCCUCCCCAACAACCCGAACCCCGACGGGAUUCACCAAUCCCGACCACCGGUAUCCUCCGACGGACAUCCCGCCCCGAAAUCCGAGCCCUAACUCUGCUUUCAGCAUAACAUAUAAAGCACUACCCCCUCACUCAAUCCAAGCACCAGCAGCUUACCAUCAACCAAGCAACAUCCAUCCCACACCACCCAACUGCAUCUACACCACCACCAAAAUGUCCACAGCAAAGAAAACCCUCUUCCUAACCGGCGGCAGCGGCUACCUCGGGCAAAGACUGAUCCCCCUCGCCGUGGCCAAAUACAACUACACCAUCCGAGCCCUCUCGCGGACUCCCACCAGCGACGCCCUGCUCCGCUCCCUCGGCGCGAUCCCUAUCCGAGGCGACCUAACCAGCCACGCCGUCCUCCGGGCUGAAUCCCGCUCCGCCGACGCAAUCAUCCACCUCGCCACGGCGUACGAAUUUGGCAAACAUGCGAGCUACGAUGAAGUGAAGCAUGUUGAUAUGGGGGGGAUUGAUGCCAUGUUCGAAGGUCUCCGUGACUCUGCUUCCCACUAUCAGGGAAAUGACGGCGAGGAUGAGCAGAAAGAGAAAGAAAAGACAUUCAUAACAACCAGCGGCACGCUCAUCACCGCCCCUGACCCAUCCGGGGCCGAAACCAACGAGACAUCCCCUCUGGACCCUAACCCAAUCAACACCCGGGGCGAAGUAGAGCAGUAUGUAUUGGAGAACGGUGAUAAGGAGCGCAGAAUCAAACCCAUCAGCAUCCGCCUCGCCCCGUACGUCCACGGCCACGCCGGCAGCGGGAUCCGUCGAUGGAUGAACCUCGCCGCUCAAACCGGCCAGAUACCCCUUGUCGGGGACGGAAGCAACCGCAUCACGGCGGUGCAUGUGGACGACGCAGCGGAGUUGUAUUUAUUGGCGGUGGAGAGGGGAGGGGAGGGGGAGGUGUAUAAUGCGGCUGCGGAGACGGGGGUCACGGCGGGGGAGAUGUUCGGGGCGGUGGCGGAGAUGAUGGGGGUGGAGGUGGCGAGGAUGAGUGUGGAGGAGGCGGAGGGGAGAAUGGGGAGGGUGGUGGCGAGGUUUUUGAGUGUGGAGAAUCGCGCGUCGGGGGGGAAGGCGAGGAGGGAGUUGGGGUGGGUGGUUAGGGGGAGGGGGGUCUUGGAGGAGAUUCGGGAGGGGUCGUAUCGGGAUGUUGUGGAUGUGAUUAAAAAUCAGGUUUAGAUGGGGGGGAUUGGUUGUGGAUGUGUAUUUAGGGUAUGAUGUGAUUACAUCCAUUUUCGAACGAUAUUCAGAUAAAUUAUGUUAUAGGUGGCUAUAGGGACCUGACCGUGCAGUCAUCUUAAGCUUUCGGGCCGGUCCGGACGUGUCAGGAACAGUCACCAUGCAUGAAGUUAACUUCCGCGGUUUCAGAAUAAACCAUCAGCUUAACCAUAGAAUUCACACAGAAUUGAAAGAAAGUGG